Messenger RNA from Anoplopoma fimbria (sablefish), 1952 nucleotides. It is a transcript of the gene traip, whose product is annotated as TRAF-interacting protein. Lineage: Eukaryota; Metazoa; Chordata; Actinopteri; Perciformes; Anoplopomatidae. The coding region runs from base 104 to 1453 and encodes 449 amino acids. The record is from RefSeq and is a predicted model, not a curated record. The transcript has 16 exons.
CGGAUAUAGUUCACCUCGACUAAAAUUAGGGAUGCAUGAAAGCAUCACGAAAGACCACGUAGUAACCUAACGUCGUCCUUUUGUUGAUCCGUGUGACACAAAGAUGCCUAUCCGAGCUUAUUGCACAAUUUGCUCCGAUUUCUUCGAUCACUCCAAAGAUGUUGCUGCCAUCCACUGCGGACACACUUUCCACUAUGACUGUCUUCUCCAGUGGUUUCAGACAGCCCCUACGAAAACCUGUCCACAGUGUAGAAAACAGGUCAGCACCAGACACAUUAUCAACAAGCUGUACUUUGACAUCGGUGGAGAGGAGGAGGCCACAAGGGACCCCGAAAGCUUACAGAAUGAGCUUGAUCGAAUGAAGGUGCUUUUAAACUCCAAAGAGCGAGACUGGCGGGACAAACAGAAGACGGUGGACAAUCUGAAGGACACCGUGGACAAGCAGAGGAGAGACCUGGACAGUGUCCGGAAAGAUAUUAUGGAAAAGGAGAUGCUCUGUUCCACCCUCAGAAAACAGAUGACAUACCUUGAGACGCAACAGAAUGAAACUCAGGCGGCCAAGGAGGAAGCCCGGAGACUCAGGGCCAGAAUGAAAACCUAUGAGAGCUUGGAUAUGUUGUUGCAGGGCCAGAGAGCAGAGGUGGAGUCCAUGAUCACAGAUAUGGGUGUCAGUCAGGCUGCAGUGGAGCAGCUCUCCAUCUACUGCAUCUCGCUCAAAAAAGAGUACGAUAAUCUAAAAGGAAGCCUGAAGUCUACAAAUGACAUGUGUGAGAAGCUAAAGAGAGAAGUGCUCACCUCAAACAACAAGUUACACAAAGCCACAGUGGAGGUGAAUCAGACCAAAGAGGACAUGAAGUCUCUGCAAAACGAUUUGGCAAAUGCUGACAAGGAGAUCUCUAGUCUUAAGAAAAAAGUGGAGUUUCUUCAGAGGACUCUGAGCACCCCAACACGGACAAAUGAAGCCCUCAGUCGGCUCGUCUUUGAAAGCCCCGCCCCAAUGGAGCUGAAGCAGCCUCGCUUCCACCAUCCUGCCGACAGUCAGGACAUUGACCUCAACAUGACGUACGACGUCACUACCCCUGAUGAUUUGGACAAGAGAAAGACGCAGUUCCAAUCCAAGAAGAUGCGGCUUGAUCCUCUGGCGUCGUCUGGGCCCAAACACUACGAGAAAAGUUCAUCUGUAAUCAAGACUCGAGACGAGGAUGGAUCCCUGGAUCCUUUUUUGAGGAACUCCAUCCUCUUCAGAAAGAAGACUUUCGGUAGCAUGUUGGACCCUCAGAGGAAGCUUGGAGCUGUGAGAACUGGUUAUGAUGGUUUGGGAGGACGUACUAAAUUCAUCCAACCUUCUCCGUUAUCAGAGAUUCGACCACUGAUGAAAGCUAAAAGGAAAAAGGUAACCAGGCCUCCACCCAAAAUUUCAACUUGCCUGACUCUGGACGGCUUCCUCGAGUAAGGGACGACCUCUCCUUCCCCCGGAUGUGGAGUCUUAAGGUCAGGAUGCUGCAGCUGCUGUGUGAUGAAGCAUGUUUGUGCUGCUCUGGUGCAUAGAACCAGCCUGGUAGCGGUUCUGCCCCUCGGCACCAAACGGGACUCUCUGAUCGAACUACAUUUAAACGCAGUAACUGACCUCCCACAUGACAACAUUCUGAGCUCGAAAAACCUGCUGUACCUUUUUUUUUGUGUGUGUGUUGACUUGAAUGUGGAGACUGUGUCUUGACCAUCUCUGCGUCAGAGCUUUUUCUUGUUGUGUCUGUAUGUGUGUGAGACGAACUGUUUUGUUUACGGAGCAUUCUAAUGUGUCUGUAUUAUGUCAUUGAUAAUUACUUAUGCAUCUGUUCUCUAUACUCUUGAAAAAUAUUUAUUGUUUUUCACACUUAUUUAAAAUCCAUCAAACACCAACAUGUGGAUAUACUUGAGGUAUUUUUUAGUUUUACUGGUCUUUCCAGAUGUAA